This is a messenger RNA of Colletotrichum higginsianum IMI 349063, 987 nucleotides long. RefSeq names its product Calcium/calmodulin dependent protein kinase. The coding region runs from base 1 to 987 and encodes 328 amino acids. Gene Ontology annotation, cellular component: nucleus. NCBI's taxonomy places the organism in Eukaryota, Fungi, Ascomycota, Sordariomycetes, Glomerellales, Glomerellaceae. The transcript is spliced from 2 exons. Gene Ontology annotation, molecular function: protein serine/threonine kinase activity; ATP binding. Gene Ontology annotation, biological process: mitotic DNA damage checkpoint signaling; protein phosphorylation. The record is from RefSeq and is a predicted model, not a curated record.
AUGGGCGCUCAGGCCGGAGAUAUGGCAUCGAGGAGAUGCUUUCCGAGCGCCGAAAUCCACUGCUAUGUGUUUAUCGAGCGAGGUGCGUCUAAGCAACCAAUCCCCAACGCGGAACUUGCACUGACAAGUGGAGUCUAUCUAUCUAGUGUUGGAGCGGAGAAAUUCGUCCUCAAAAACAUGAUACCGGGCGAUUUUGAAUACAAUCAAGAUCUGCAAAACUCUGUGGCUUCGUGCCCCAACCUGCGGACAGCGAUUGACGCCGUUCUUGACUUCGAGCUCCUCGUCUACCCUUUUCUUGCCGGCGACCUUUUGCAGAUCAGUCAGAAGCCUCUUGCACCGGCGACAAGAAAGUACAUCCUCAAAAGCGCUCUUCGUGGACUGGCUGGGCUCCACGAAAAGGGCAUCAUCCAUACUGACAUCAAACCCAACAACAUCCUUCUCGACUACGAUGUUGCAGGGGACGACAUUACAGUCCGAAAUGUCCAGGUCUCCGAUCUGGAGGACGCCAUGGUCAUUCCGCCCGGUAAGAACCUAAGGGACUGCCUCCGUGGCAACCAGCUGUGGCGGAGCCCCGAGUCUUGGGCGCGAGCCCGGCAGAACACGCCGUCCGACAUCUACUCCUUUGGCGUGGUGAUCAUCUACGUGAUGCUCAACGAGAUGGUUUUCCGCGUAAGGGACGAAGAGCUGGCUGCCAAGGACGCCUGGCGGCACGUGCUCCGGAGGCACAUCUCGUAUUUCGCAGACAUGGAUGGCUUCGGGGGCCUGCUUUCGCACAUUGGCGAGGAUAAUCCAUUUUUCAACCGGCUUAUUGAUCUCACGACCGACUUUGACGCAAGCAAGCCGAGGUCGCCGUUUGCACUGUGGCAUUAUGUGGACGAAGAGCUCAGGGACUUGAUUGGCAAAAUGACGAAUUUCGAUCCGGCGAGGAGGAUUACUGCGCACGAGGCGCUCGAGCACCCUUGGUUCAGCAAGGGUAGUAGUGAUUGA